GUGAUUGCUUUAUGUUGUAUCUUAUUUUCAUUUAUACUAUUUGAUUUCAGAUGUACCAGUAAAAUUAACCCGUAUACCAGUUAAAGUGUAUGCGAGGAUAUUGCGUGGACUCGGAGAAAAAGAACAUUGGAAGCAAAUGCAUAUUGCCUCUCUUGAAUUUCGUAAACAUCGCGAGAUUUCUGUUUUACAAGAUUUCGCUAAGGGGUUCUGUAUUGAACAGGUUAUAAAAAACAAAAAAUUACAAAGUCAAGAAAAUUUACUUGUUGAGAUCAUGGAGAAUAUGCUUCGAAGUGGAUCGUUGAUUUCGGAAGGUGGUAAAUCCGAAAUUGCUGUUUCAGUUCAAAAUAACCUCUACAUGGUUUUGCACAAGUUAUUCGAUUUUAAUGCGGAUCCUAUAUAUCUAUCAAUGGAAGAUGGCGACACUCCUAUGCAUGCCGCACUGUACAUAGCACUGUACAGAGACAAAGGAAAUAUUUCCAUUCUUGAAAAGUUUUUUGAUAUGGUCAAAAAGGAUCCUGGUCGUUUUCCUGUGUUGAAUCCCAGAGAAUUUAAUUCGCGCGGCGAGAGUUUAUUUCAUGUUCUGGCAAAGGCAAAGCAAAAUGAAAUUUCGCUUAGAGUAACUAGAUUUCUGUGUGAUAAGGGAACUGAAUCGUAUAUAAAAGACAGAGACGGAAGACUUCCGGAGGAGUAUCUCAGGAAUGAUGAUAAUCGUUUGCAGUAUUUUAGAUUGGCAUCUAAACUAUCUAGAUUGGAUGCAAAAGAAAGCACUGCGACAGGAAGCUACUCCAAAGAAAAACACAGAAAAAGACAGAGAAGUGAAAAUUUCGACAUGGAAACUGAAAAUGAAUCUUCUGCACCUAUUGGGAAGCAAAAAUUAAAAGUUGCAAUCGGAGAGAUGAUAGAUAAUUUAAAUGACACUAGUUUGUAUAAUGAAGAAACAAUAAUGAAGAGAAAGAAACAUUCAGAAGAGCAGGAAAAUGGGAAAAGUAAAGAAGAACAAGAAGACAGGGUUGUGUCCGACUCUAUCGAGGAAACUAAAGCAAUAUCAAGUAUUGAGAAGACAGAAUGUGAAGUACAGGAUGAAUAUAUUGAACCUAAUUAUUUUGAAACUCAAGAAUGGGAAUUAGAGUGCACAGUUGAUGUUUGGAAAAAACUGAACUGUCGGAGAACACCACGUUCUUUCAAAAUAGAUAUUAUUCAAAGGCUUAAAAAACUUGCUCGCGGGGAGCUCCUUGGUAGUAUUUGCGAGAAAAUAAAAUUGCAGACUAUAGAUAAAUCAAUAGAGGUAUUCGAAACUGGUCCAAUAUUAUGGGAAAUAGCAAUUUGUUUUUCUCAGAGACUAACUGAAAGUAGUUCUACGUUAAACAACGUCUUGUAUACCGAGUUGAUUAGAAUAUGGGAUAUAUUCACUGAUGAGAAGGGAAAAAGGGAAUCCCUUGAGAAAAUUACAAUCUCUUGUCGAAAAGGCGAAGAAUGUUUAAUCGAGAAAUACUUAACUUGUUCUGAAACUCUUGAUUGUAAAUAUGACAAAGGCAGGAGGAUCCCUCGAAGAUUUAUUCGAUAUAGCUCACAGGAAUCAAAACCAAAUACUACAAAAGAGAAAUUAUUGCUACCAGCAAGUCAUUUUGCCAAAGAAUAUCAUGUUCUAAAGUUCUAUUUCUUUUCGACCGACAUGGCUGUUUGUGCUCUGGACCCUAGGGAAUAUGCAAAAGAUUUCCCAUUCAAAGUUACAGAGAAAGAACAUGUAAUAAUAAAUUUGUCUUCAGCUGGUCCGCUAUUAUUGAUGGGUAGAAGUGGCACAGGGAAAACGACCUGUUGUCUGUAUCGUCUUUGGAGUCAAUAUGAUCAACAUAACAAAACUGUUAUCGAAUAUGAGGAAAAUCAAGCUGAUGAGGAAGAUGAUAGCAAGCAGAUUGCCAGUACUGCUCAAAUGUGUGAGAAAGAUCUGGAAAAUGACGUUCGGAAUCCUGUUGAAUAUGGUCAUAUUCGACAGAUAUUUAUUUCUAAAAAUCUUGUACUUUGCAACGAAGUCCGGAAAACCUUUUAUGGAAUCCAAAAUGCCAGUUCUUUUGAAUCUGGUCGCACUACAAGGGUUGGUAUUGCCUUACCGUCAAGAUUUCAAGACCUCCAGAAUGUUCACUUUCCCAUCUUUACAACAUCCAGAAAGCUCUUGCUUAUGAUUGAUGCCUCUUUACCCAACCCGUUUUUUCGUCGGGACGAGCAAGGCAAUGUAAAGGCUGAUAUACCUGGCUGGACGAAUGAAAAUGAAUCGCUCGAAUUUCUGGCUUCAAUAGAUGAUGAUUCUGAUAUAGAGUUAGAUGAAAUCAUGAACGAAGAACAAAAUGUUGACGCUGAAAAUAUAGAAGAAGUAAAUAGAAUGAGUGAUGUUCGAAGGGAAGUUACUUAUGAGAUUUUCGUGAAUCUUGUGUGGCCAAAAAUAAAUAAGGGUAUGGACCAUUAUCACCCAUCUCUUAUAUGGAUGGAAAUUAUAUCCUUCAUAAAGGGAUCUUUUGAGGCUCUCUCUGCUAAACAGGGACAUCUCAGUAAGAGUGACUAUUUUGAACAAGGCAAGAAAAAAGCCCCGAACUUUACAGGAGAACGAGAGACAGUUUAUGAAAUAUUUUUGAGAUACAGACAUUAUCUGAACGCUUUCGCCAUUCGGCUCUUCAGUGGAUUUUGA
This is a messenger RNA of Saccostrea cuccullata (small rock oyster), 2680 nucleotides long. RefSeq names its product TPR and ankyrin repeat-containing protein 1-like. The record is from RefSeq and is a predicted model, not a curated record. The transcript has 9 exons. Bases 137 to 2680 code for a protein of 847 amino acids. Lineage: Eukaryota; Metazoa; Mollusca; Bivalvia; Ostreida; Ostreidae.